ACCUUGAUCAACAAGCGGUGGGGGUGGUUCAACGUCGAAGACGUUCAUCUAGUCACUUUCAACGACGACGGUUUUGGAAAUCUCGUCCUCCCUAGUCACAAGAAACAGCUACUCUCAUCUCUCAUUAUGUCUCAGAACUUAGAAGAAUUUAGUACCGAUGACUUCGUCGAGGGUAAAGAAAAAGGUGUUAUCAUUCUGCUAAACGGUCCUCCUGGCGUUGAGGUGAUGGCGGAUCACGCUCGCCGCCCACUUCUCACGGCCAAUUCAGGCCAAUUCAUUGGCUCGCCGGCUGAAGUCGAAGUAUCUCUAGCUAAACUGCUUCAAAGUGCUACACGGUGGGGAGCUCCAGUGCUAUUAGACGAAGCAGAUGUUUUUAUGCAAGCUCGUAACUUGCAAGAUCUGGAGCGCAACGGAAUUGUUUCCAUGCUGCUGCGCACUCUUGAGUACUUCGAAGGGACACUGUUCUUAACAACCAACCGGGUUGGAACGAUUGAUAGCGCUUUCAUGUCCCGAAUUCACCUGGCGCUCUCCUACGAACCCCUAUCCGAAGCAGCGAGAAGACAACUCUGGGAUACCUGGAUAACACGAGCAUGUCGUGGACAGCGUCCUAUUUGA
Molecule: messenger RNA, 615 nt
Organism: Colletotrichum tamarilloi
Lineage: Eukaryota; Fungi; Ascomycota; Sordariomycetes; Glomerellales; Glomerellaceae
Product: ATPase
Exons: 3
Molecular function (GO): ATP hydrolysis activity; ATP binding
Source: RefSeq, a predicted model, not a curated record